Messenger RNA from Vitis riparia (riverbank grape), 1478 nucleotides. RefSeq names its product pentatricopeptide repeat-containing protein At1g80550, mitochondrial-like. The record is from RefSeq and is a predicted model, not a curated record. Lineage: Eukaryota; Viridiplantae; Streptophyta; Magnoliopsida; Vitales; Vitaceae. Gene Ontology annotation, molecular function: protein binding.
AUGGCAAUGCUUUCUUUGAUCUCUCCUCGACACCGCAAUUCGUUUCGAUGCAUUCAAACUCUUCUUUAUCCAUUCACUCAAUCCUUUUCCACAAAACCCUUCAAACCCAUUGAACAAGAGAUUCUAUCAAACCCUAUAAUCUCCCCAAAUUCAACCAGUUUUGACCACUCCACUGUGCGCCAAACUCUCUCCUGCUACGCCAAUGACUGGAAACGCGCACUCGAGUUCUUCGAUUGGGUUCAAACCCAAUGCGGCUUCAAUCACACCACUGAUACCUACAAUGGCAUGAUUGACAUUCUGGGCAAGUUUUUCGAAUUCGAUCUCAUAUGGGUUUUGAUCCAACGCAUGAAAGCAGACCCAGUUGCGUACCCCAACUGCCUCAACACCAACCAUGUCACUUUUCGUUUCGUGUUCAAGCGCUAUGCAACGACGCAUCUAGUUGAAGAAGCGAUGAAUGCUUAUUAUAGAACUGAGGAGUUUAAUCUGAGAGAUGAAACUUCGUAUUCGAAUUUGAUUGACGCGCUUUGUGAGUAUAAGCAUGUAAUAGAAGCUGAAGAAUUGUUCCUAAGAGAGAGCAAAGACUUGGUUUUUAACGAUGAUGUGAAAAUUUAUAACAUUAUUCUUCGUGGGUGGUUCAAAAUGGGGUGGUGGAAGAAGUGUAGGGAGUUGUGGGAAGAGAUGGAUAGGAGAGGUGUUUGUAAAAGUCUAUAUUCUUAUUCGAUAUAUAUGGAUAUACAGUGCAAGAGUGGGAAGCCAUGGAGGGCCGUGAAAUUGUAUAAGGAGAUGAAGAAGAAGGGAAUUAGGCUGGAUUUUGUGGCGUAUAACACGGUCAUUCGUGCCAUUGGUCUUUCCGAGGGUGUCGAAUUUUCAAUUCGGGUAUUUCGCGAGAUGAAAGAGGUGGGUUGUGAGCCCAAUGUUGUGACUUACAAUACAAUUAUCAAGCUGUUGUGUGAAAAUGGGAGAAUUAGAGAAGCCUAUGGGGUGUUCGAUGAAAUGCGUGAGAAGGGUUAUGCACCAAAUGUGAUUACUUAUCACUGCUUUUUCGGGUGUAUUGAGAAGCCUAAACAGAUUCUCAGGACGUUUGAUAGGAUGAUCAAUAGUGGGGUUAGGCCUAGGAUGGACACUUACGUGAUGCUUAUGAAGAAGUUUGGGAGGUGGGGAUUUCUUCGACCUGUUUUUAUUGUUUGGAAGAAAAUGGAAGAACAGGGUAGUCCGGAUGCGUGUGCGUAUAAUGCUCUUAUUGAUGCUUUAGUGCAGAAGGGUAUGGUAGAUUUGGCUCGGAAGUAUGAGGAAGAGAUGUUAGCAAAAGGGCUUUCUGCUAAACCAAGGGUAGAUCUUGGGACCAAGCCCCAUACUGAAUGAUCUCUUGAUGGGUGUUAGUAGUUCAUAGGCCUACGGGAAGAUUGAUACUACCUGCAUAAUGCUUAUAUUGGAAUUUAGGAGAUUUAACCCCACUGCUAGAUUUGUUGCUGGGAAAA